Brassica napus (rape) is the source of this 735-nucleotide messenger RNA. RefSeq lists its product as uncharacterized. Lineage: Eukaryota; Viridiplantae; Streptophyta; Magnoliopsida; Brassicales; Brassicaceae. Bases 1 to 735 code for a protein of 244 amino acids. The record is from RefSeq and is a predicted model, not a curated record. The transcript is spliced from 2 exons.
AUGAACUGCAAGGUUCUCGGCGCAAGGCUUGCUGCGAAGCUCCUCGCCGGCGAAAUUUCGAAGGUCACAUGCAUAAAAGACCUCCUCCUGGAUUCCGAUUCCCCUCCCAAAACUGAUAAAGAAUCCCCCGAAAACGACACCCGCGAAAAUCAGUCGGGCGAGAAAUGCGGAAGGAGGCAGGAUGAUCGAGGAAACGACAGCAACCAUCGAAGGAUCUCGUUGAUCAAAGCUUAUGGACGAAAGGCUGAGACGAGUUCAAGCUGGCUGGAUCGGUCCCCACAAGACGACGCCCCUAACGAUACGAUCGUCUUCGAAGAGCGGGAAACUAUCGGAAUCGACAAACCUCACUACGACCCAUUGGUUAUCGAUCUGGUAAUCCGAGACCUGGAAGUGGGAAGGAUCCUUAUCGACACGGGAAGCACAGUCAACGUCAUCUUCCGCAAUACCCUCCGGAGGAUGAACAUUAAACUCGGAGAAGUCAUCCUAGAACCAAAACCUCUCACCGGUUUCUCAGGUGCAACGUCAAUGACCCUCAGAUCAAUCAAACUCUCAGUGAUGGCUAAAGAGGUGACAAAAAUCAUUGACUUCGCGGUAGUCGAUAACCCGGCCAUCUACAAUGUCAUCAUGGGAACUCCUUGGAUCAAUGCCAUGAAAGCGGUACCGUCGACUUACCACCUUGGCAUCAAGUUCCCAACUCCAAACGGAACAGCGGUAAUCUGGGGAUGCCAGAAAUAG